Molecule: messenger RNA, 993 nt
Organism: Rotaria sp. Silwood1
Lineage: Eukaryota; Metazoa; Rotifera; Eurotatoria; Philodinida; Philodinidae
Source: the annotation of a GenBank genome assembly
AUGCUUUAUUUAAUUGAAAAUAAUAUUUUUAUGAAACGAAAUCAUUUAUGUAUUGAGAAUUUUUUUGUUAUUGUUCAAUGUAAUACUAAUCCUUGUCAACUAGGUGGUUAUUUCAACCCACCUAACUAUAAUUGUAUUCAAUUAUUAAAUGAACCCAAUGUUAUUUGUACAUGUCCUAAUGGACAAGGACGAAAAAAUACUCCAUGUCGUGUUUGUGAUCAUGUUCAUUGUGGUCCCAAUGGAGUUUGUAUUGAAGCAGAUUGGUUUCCAAAUUCAUUUUAUGCUUGUUCAUGUACGACUGGUACAUAUAAUUAUGUUACUUCAGAACCAUGUUCAGGUAUUACUCCAACAGCAACUCCAACAACAACAACUCCAACAACAACAACAGUAACUCCAACCACAACUGUUUCUUCUACUUUAGUGCCUAUCCAUUGUCUUAAUGGUGGUGUUUAUAAUGUCGCAACAGCUACAUGUAUUUGUCAAACUGGUUUCGCAGGAUUUCAGUGUGAAACAUCUAUUGGUAUGGUAUUUUUUUUUUCGUUUGUUAUUAAUAUUGUCUGUAUAGGUCAAGAACUUUGUCGAAAAAUAACUUGUGUUAAUGGUGGUGUUUGUAAUCCCGUACCUACAGCUAAUAAUGGCAUUGAAGCACAAUGUUGGUGUCUAAACGGUUUUUCUGGUUCUAAUUGUGAAUUGAUCGGUACACAGGGUGGAUGCCACUCGAAUCUUUGUCAAAAUGGUGGUGUAUGUGAAGAAAGAAAACUUGGCGCUUCACUCUUUGCUUAUUGUCAAUGUCCGCCUGGUUUUAGUGGACGAUACUGUGAAAGACAUUAUUUUACAUGUUCUCAUUCGGGUUUAUUUGAAGAUUCGGUUAAUUGUAGAUUUGGUCGAUAUUUCCAGUGUGUCGAUACAGUUGCAAUAAUACGUUCAUGUUCACGCGGUUUUCGUUUUAAUUCAAUCAAAAUGCAAUGCGACGCGAAUGGUUCUUGUCCAUGA